CUCUCCAGUCGGGGCGCCGCUCCGUGGGUUGCAAAGUUUGUAGCGCGAGGCAGUCAAGGGAGCGCGCCGGCGCGGUCUCCGCUGGGCUCCACGAGGCUCCGGAGAGCCUUGAUCUCUGGCCCGGUGGCGUGGAUACCCGGCGCACAGUGCUACAGCCGCGAGCCAGUCCCGCUACCUCGAGUCCCCGUCAGCGGAGUGUCCCACACGGAUACUCCAGCCGAGAGCGAGGAGCGCAGCCAACAUUGAGGCCUCCCUAAUCUGUCCUCCUGCGCUCAGACCCUUAGCCAUCGUCGCUCAGCCAUGGCUCCAGGUCCUGCUCGGAUCAGCUUGGGGUCCCAACUGCUGCCUAUGGUGCCACUGCUCCUGCUGCUGCGGGGCGCAGGCUGCGGCCACAGGGGCCCCUCAUGGUCCUCACUGCCCUCGACAAAUGAAGGUCUUCAGGGGGACAAGGAACCCCAGCAGUCACCCGGGGACGCAGCAACUGAGCUGGGCCCUGGCACCCAGGACAUGGUCGCUGUCCACAUGCUCAGACUCUAUGAGAAGUACAACAGAAGGGGCACUCGGCCAGGAGGAGGCAACACCGUCCGAAGCUUCCGUGCCAGGCUGGAAGUGGUCCACCAGAAGCCUGUGUAUUUCUUCAACUUGACUUCCAUGCAAGAUUCCGAAAUGAUCCUCACUGCCUCCUUCCACUUCUACUCAGAACCCCCGCGGUGGCCCCAGGCACGUGAGGUAUCCUGCAAGCCACGAGCCAAGAAUGCAUCCUGCCGCCUCCUGACCCCAGGUCCGCCGGGACGCUUGCACCUCAUCUUCCGCAGUCUCUCGCAGAACACGGCCACUCAGGGCCUUCUCCGUGGAGCCAUGGCUCUGGCACCUCCACCAGGUGGCCUGUGGCAGGCCAAGGACAUCUCGUCAAUCAUCAAGGCUGCCCGAAGGGAUGGAGAGCUGCUCCUCUCUGCCCAGCUGGAGUCUGGGGAGAAGGACCUCAGGGUCCCCAGGCCGAGCCCCCGCAUGCCCUAUAUCCUUGUUUAUGCCAAUGACUUGGCCAUCUCGGAGCCCAACAGUGUGGCAGUGACGCUACAGAGAUACGACCCCUUUCCAGCUGGAGACUUAGAGCCUGGGGCAGCCCCCAACAGCUCAGCGGACCCUCGCGUGCGCCGGGCUGCUCAGGUCUCUAGACCCCUGCAGGACAAUGAACUGCCAGGGCUGGAUGAGAGACCUGCACCUGCCCUGCAUGCCCCACACUUCCACAAGCACGAGUUCUGGUCCAGCCCUUUCCGGGCACUGAAGCCCCGCACCGGUCGCAAGGACCGAAAGAAGAAGGACCAGGAUACGUUUGCCACCUCCUCACAGGUGCUAGACUUUGAUGAGAAGACGAUGCAGAAAGCCAGGAGGAGGCAGUGGGAUGAGCCACGGGUUUGCUCCAGGAGGUACCUGAAGGUGGACUUUGCAGACAUCGGAUGGAACGAAUGGGUCAUCUCACCCAAGUCCUUCGAUGCAUACUACUGUGCUGGGGCCUGUGAGUUCCCCAUGCCCAAGAUUGUCCGCCCAUCCAAUCACGCCACCAUCCAGAGCAUCGUCAGAGCUGUGGGCAUCGUCCCUGGCAUCCCAGAGCCCUGUUGUGUUCCAGACAAGAUGAACUCCCUUGGGGUCCUUUUCCUGGAUGAGAACCGAAAUGUGGUUCUGAAGGUGUACCCCAAUAUGUCCGUUGAGACCUGCGCCUGUCGGUAAGACGGCUUCAAGGCAGAAGGCGGUCCGGCUUCAUCCCUGUCCCGCAGAGUGGCGUGCGUGGAGCCAGGACUUGACUCGGGGGCAGUUCUGAGUGCUAGACAGAGCUUAUAGGUAGCCCUGCUGGGACCUAGAAGGAUCUGUCCACCAUAAUUCUUCCAUUUUUCCUUGCUAGUGGUAGCUCUGUAAAGACUUUGAGUUCCUGGAA
Messenger RNA from Acomys russatus (golden spiny mouse), 1933 nucleotides. It is a transcript of the gene Gdf10, whose product is annotated as growth differentiation factor 10. Gene Ontology annotation, biological process: SMAD protein signal transduction; osteoblast differentiation; BMP signaling pathway. The transcript has 3 exons. Gene Ontology annotation, cellular component: extracellular region. Gene Ontology annotation, molecular function: growth factor activity; cytokine activity. The coding region runs from base 301 to 1728 and encodes 475 amino acids. Lineage: Eukaryota; Metazoa; Chordata; Mammalia; Rodentia; Muridae. The record is from RefSeq and is a predicted model, not a curated record.